UUCGACUUCCGGGUUCAACUUCCACACACGUGUCAAUCAUCGGAGGUGGCGCUUCGCGCGCUGCUUGAUAUCUCAACAUAAAACAUCAGCUGAUAAUUUGAUCAUAAAAGCGCGACAGUACUACUAGUGUGAGCACAAUGGCGGCUAACGAGGAAUCCGUUAUAGACGUUGUUGUUGUCGGGUCAUGCAAUACAGACUUAAUCAGUUAUGUCAACCGUUUACCCAGGCCAGGAGAGACCAUACAUGGGUCCAAAUUCUCAGUCGGGUUCGGAGGUAAAGGGGCAAAUCAGUGUGUCAUGGCAGCAAAAAUGGGAGCCAAGACUGUUAUGAUUGCAAAGGUUGGAGAUGAUACAUUUGGACACGAGACCAUCAAGAAUUUCAAGAACUGCAAUGUUAUAACAGAUUUCAUCAGCAUCACUCAGGAAGCUGCAACAGGGGCUGCACCAAUAGCUGUUGAUGAAGAAGGUCAGAAUUCUAUUAUCAUCGUCAGUGGAGCUAACCUAUUACUGACUGCCUCUGAUGCUGAAAAGGCCAUUGGUGGCAUCAAAACAGCCAAAGUUCUCUUAUGUCAGCUUGAGGUUAACCCAGAGACUUCUCUAGCAGCCAUGAAAAUAGCUCGGGAUAGAGGAAUUACAACGGUACUCAACCCUGCGCCAGCCAUUGCUGACUUGCACCCGGACUUCUUCAAGUUCUGUGACAUCAUUUGCCCAAAUGAAACAGAGGCAGAACUGCUGACUGGUCUCCAAGUAACAAAUGUUGAAGAAGCCAAGAUUGCUGCAAAGAAACUCCUUGAGAAGGGCUGUAAAAAGGUCAUUAUAACCCUGGGAGGUCAAGGGUCACUCUUAGCCACAUCAGAUAGUGAGCCAGUACAUGUGCCAGCAAGAGCUGUGAAGGCAGUUGAUACCACAGGUGCUGGAGAUUGUUACGUGGGUGCCCUGGCAUACUACCUGGCUGUGAAACCAGACUUGAGCCUAAAAGAGAUGAGUCAAAAAGCUUCUUAUGUUGCAUCUAUUAGUGUGCAGUCACCAGGCACACAGACCAGCUAUCCGACCAGGCAAGAUCUUCCAACAGAACUCUUUUAAACCAUGUUCACGUUGCUGUUUGCCAGUCCUUGCACCAGCUUGGUCAGAGAGAAUGAAUCAUGCCCCAUAAAUUGUGAUCGAUGACAUAUACAUGUUAUCUGUACAUUACCAGGAAAGGUAUUCUUUGAAACAUUAGCUGCAAUGAGACAUUGAAGCACAGUUUGAUUCGGUGAUUAUAUGCUUCUAACUGAACUUGGUACUUCUCACGUAGCCCCUUCUAAUCCACUUUUUGGAUUACCCUUGAUGUCACUUCAAGUACACUUUAAAGGCUCAAUGACGUAAAUUUUACUGAAAUCUAUUUUGUGCAAAUACAUGUAGUCAUUCCUGUGAACUGUAUGAAAAUAAUUUUGAUUUAACUAUUUUAAAGAUUUUUUUUGUUUUCAGAACUGAUCAAUGUCCAUAUGCUGUUCCGUGACAACUCACACACUGUUGCUUUUAACAUGCACACAUUCCACAGUAAAGCAAUUUUCUGUGUAAAUUAUGAAUCCACAAUAUAGCUCAUUAGAAUGUUGCUGCAUAAAGUUUUCUCAUUGAUUAAACACACCUGUAGUUAAUCGACAAAGAAACACUGGAAGAGAAUUGACCACUAGCAUUAACCCCCAACUGCAUUCUGGCAACUUUUGGCAUAGCUGUAACACUGGAGCUUCUGCUUAAAAUAAGUUUACCAAUUUGCCCAUAAAUAUGUGAAACUUCCCAUCAGCAUGAAACCAAGCAGCCUUGAAACACUCUUAAAACGUGGCAGAAGAGACCAAAAAAACAGAAUCAUUAGAAAACAACUUGGAGAAUUAAGAUUGGCAUCGAGAAAAUUGGCUCCUGAUGAGCCACGUGAAUUUCGAUUCAGAUCCUUGAUUAAGAUUUUUCUUUUACAGUUAGAAAUGUAUUCUAUUUGAUUUGAGUAUUUAAAAAAAAAAUUGUUGCUUACUUUAUAUGAAAAUAAAUAUUUAAUGUGCUAAUUGAUGUGAGUGAUGUAAAGUUGAAUUGAAUGGACUUUAAUGGCAGUUUGUCAAAUUGCACUUUAAAUUAUGUGUAAAUGUAUUGUAAAAAAGAUAUAUAUAAUGCAGUGACAAUGCUGAAAUCAAGUUUUGCAAGCGAAUUUUCUUAAAACUACAAGUCCCCAUUAAAAAUGAUUGGGUGCCAAUAUAAAAA
Molecule: messenger RNA, 2228 nt
Organism: Patiria miniata (bat star)
Lineage: Eukaryota; Metazoa; Echinodermata; Asteroidea; Valvatida; Asterinidae
Gene: rbks
Product: ribokinase-like
Exons: 8
Coding region: 138-1082 (314 amino acids)
Biological process (GO): D-ribose metabolic process
Molecular function (GO): ribokinase activity
Source: RefSeq, a predicted model, not a curated record